Molecule: messenger RNA, 1332 nt
Organism: Leptonychotes weddellii (Weddell seal)
Lineage: Eukaryota; Metazoa; Chordata; Mammalia; Carnivora; Phocidae
Source: RefSeq, a predicted model, not a curated record
AUGGGGGUGGGAGCACGGGUUCCCCGCAGAAGCCUUUGCCAGCCUCGGGCCAGGGGGACGAGGUUGGGGGAUGGGAUUCGGCCAGCUGGGACGCACAGACUGAAGCUGGAAAAUGAGCAGCAAGAAGGGGGUGCCCAAAGCUGCAUCAGGGAAGUGGCAGCCAUCCCUCCCUGGAGCCCAGCCGAGAGCUGUUGCUGGAAGCCGAGAGAGACCCGCCAGUCGCCGAGGAAGACCGGCCAGCCGGCCAAGCGCCCGCGGCCCCUGAGUGCCCAGAGGCCCCCGCAGGGCGCCUUCGGCCGGACGCCGCAGUACCGAGCAGCCUUCGGGGGGCACCUGGAAGCCGUGGAGGUGCUGCUGAAGCUCGGAGCCGACCCCCGGGUGUACGCGGAUGACGGUAGCACGUCGGAGCAGCAUGAACCUCAACGUCCCGCAGUUGGCAAGGGCACAGCAGCAGCGCACACACAGGUGAGCGGCCCCCUGGUGCAGGGACGGGGUGGGGGGUGGGGGGGACAGGCAGGCUGGCCCUGGCCUCAGAAGGAUGGAGCGGGUCUGGAGGGCAGCAGUCCAGGCUGGCCCGGUCCCCGCGCCCAGCUGCAGCAGGCCUACUGUGAGCUCGCCGGAGGAUCGUCGAGCGCGGAGUGUGAGCCGAGCUGCCCAGGCCGGGCUGAGCUCGCCCUGCAGGCCAUCAGGGACGCAGAGACCCAAGUGGACCGGCUUUGGCUGGAGGCCCGGAAGGCCGAGGAGAUGCUGGCCACGGCCAGGCUAGAGCUGCGGGAGCAGACCCAGGAGGGGGAGGAGGUGGUGCCCGGGCUGAAAUGCCGGGUCACCGAGCUGCACGACGUCCUAAUGAAGGAUGUGGGCGAUCGCCUCUGCGCCGAUGGCCGGUGGCCUCUUGUCAUCGACCCUUCGGGCCAGGCAGCCACCUUCCUGCGCUACCAGGACACCAGCUACGUGGAUGCGGUGAACCCUGCGCACCUGCGGCCGGACAGGAUCUGGCUGGCGCUGCUGGGGGCGCUCAGGUACGGGAAGCCGCUGGUGUUCUACUUGCGCGAGGCGGACCUGCUCCCCGUGGUGCGGAGGCAGCUGGAGGCCGUGCGGCCGGGGCUGGCACGGGAGCUGCUGAGCCGGGGGCUCCCGGAGCGGGAGGGCUACCUGUCGCUGCUGCGGCCUGCCCACGAGCCUGAGUACAGCCCCUCGUGCUUCCAGGUGGCGUGCCUGGGGCACUUCCGCGUCAUCUUCGUCACCGAGGCCCAGUGGCCGCCGGCCGAGCAGCUGCAGCUCCCUGUGUGGGCGCUGCGCCCCCCGGGGGCCCCUAGGGCCGAGCCCCAAUAA